AUGUGCUUGUUCCAAAGGGGAAAAGAAGAGCGGGGAAGGAAAGGAGGAAAAACAACAACAACAAAAGCCACGACAGAGAACGGGAAAAGGCAGAGACUGAAAGCGAAGGACCGUCGGAGGAGGAGGGCGAGAGGUCUGGAGAGGAGGGCUCGCCGGAGGAGGCGGGCGGGGCGGGCUGUGCGGAGGGUGCGGCCAGCGCGGUACCCGCCCCGGCGAGGCGCUGGGGAGGCCCGGGUGGGGAGAAGAAAUGGGGCCUGGGGGACGGUAGGAGCCUCCGUGCGGAGACCACUGUUCAAGGCCACAGAUGGAAUCACUCAGUCCUGCUGCUACUGGAGAGGGAAGGUGACCUUGACGCUGCCUCCCGCUCGGCCUGGCCCCUCCGCCUGGCGUUUCAGGGCUGCACGGAGUAGGUCUGGCGGGCGGGGGGCGGGGCGCAGGCACCCGGGACGAGGGUUGCCAUGGGAACCGCUAGGGAGGCGUCCCCAGCCCGGGAGCCGGGAGGAGCUCGGUGGGAGGGGAGCGGGAGGCGGAGGGGGCUGCGCUGUCCGACGUGGGGAGACUGCGGCGGAGGGAGGAGGCGAGGGGCGGCAGGCACGGGCGGAAGUGACGGAAGCCAGGGCCCGAAGAUGGACGGAAUCUGUCGCCUCUGCACAGCCUCAUUCAGUUGUGUCCUUCCCAGACCCUCAGACUCGCCCACUACAGCGUCCAGCGCUGCCCGGGCGGGGGAGAAGGGGCGCCCUCCCGGGGGGGAUGGGUAGGGGGUGUCGGCCGGGGAAAUCAGGCCAUUUCCCGCCUCCCUUCCCCACCGGCACCCGCGCCACUCUUCCUGACAGGACCACCGAUGCCCUGCUCCACACCAACUGCGUCCUUUUCCCUAGAGAGAAACUGAGGCAGAGAGGGAGUUCCCUGCUCGCUCGGACACCCCAGCGCCCUCACAGAGACCCCUCGGACUCCCUGGGCCCCAGCCCCUCACGCAGCCCCUCAGACUCCUCACCGAAGCUGCCGUCACUCCCGCAGUUCCCCACCCCUCCCGUGGAAGACCCAUCCCUUAACCGAGCCUUCCUCUCCUCGCUGCACCGUCAGUCCCUUUUCCAGGUCUCCAUCCCCCUCAUGGAGCCCCACCCCAGCGUAGAAACCGCUUCUCCUCGCCGGGCCCCCGCCCUCUUCACAGGCUCCCAUCUGUCUCCGGGCUCCUACCGGGAAGUCCCCUCCCACUUGCCUUGAGAGCCGCUAAUCCCUCUGGAGUCCUCACAUCUCACUCAGUCCCCAUCCUCUUUUCAUCCUCUUUUCCUCUUUGAGUCCCUACCCAUCCCUGGUACGGGAUCAGCCCUUGUACCUUGAGAAGGGAGUUUGGGUGGAGGACUCGGGGUUGGGAGAGAAGUGACCUCCACUUUGGAAGGAGCUAAUGACAGCCUCCCUUGUUGUUUCCUCCCCUAGCCCCAGUUCUGCCCUGGGCAAUGCGUGCCCACUGCCCAUCUCCCUGGAGAGCCAGCCUGUGCCAGGCAGCUGCAUCUGCCUCCCACCCUGUCAUGAGCUGUCAGCCUUGAUUUUGUCCCACAUUUGCUGUGUGAUCUUGGGAAAGUCAUUGUGCCCCUCCAACCGUCAUCAAGCACCCUUGCACAGACA
This is a messenger RNA of Homo sapiens (human), 1626 nucleotides long. RefSeq names its product serine/arginine repetitive matrix protein 2-like. The coding region runs from base 1 to 1224 and encodes 407 amino acids. The transcript is spliced from 4 exons. The record is from RefSeq and is a predicted model, not a curated record. Lineage: Eukaryota; Metazoa; Chordata; Mammalia; Primates; Hominidae.